GCCCAAGGCCUUGCCAAGGAGGGCAGAGGGGCCCUGCUGACAGCCAGGUGUGCUGACGGGAGGGGGCUUGCCUAGACUCAGGAUGUCCAAAGCAAGGACAGGGGGUGCCAGUGAGGACAGCCUCCCUGAAAGGGUGGAAGGGCUGAUUCCUCAAGCAGACGUGAUGAGCAACCGCAGUGGUGCAGACCAGGAGGCCUCCAGCAGGAAUUCUGUGGUCAUCCGCCAGGCUGUUGGAAGGAGUAUCUUCACUGCCAGCAUCUCUUCAGCAGCAGAGAGGGUCAGCCUUAUGCUGAAACAGGAGGAGGAGAGUGAAGAAGCUCACUGUCCAGUGCUAUUUAUACAGCUGUCCGAACUCUUCAGCACCCCUGAUGGGUUGGAGUGGAGGCAAACUGCCAGGUGGAUAAAAUUCGAAGAGAAAGUGGAAGACGGAGGAGAACGCUGGAGCAAACCACAUGUGACAACUCUGUCCCUACACAGUGUGUUUGAGCUAAGGACGUGUAUAAGGAAAGGAGCCAUCCUGCUAGACUUGGAAGCUCAUAGUUUUAAGCAAAUUGUUGAGAAGGUGAUUGAGACCCACACAGAGAACCACGCCCUCAGGCCAGAACUCUUGAAGAAACUCAUCUACAUCUUGCUCCUCAGACCACAGCACCAUGCAACCAAAUCUCAGCUGGAGUUGCUGGUUGAGAUGGGCACGGCCUCCUGCUCUGACAAAGCUAAAAGCCACUCUGAUCCAAAGGAAGAGGUCUCAGAAGUACCCCUAAAGGAACAGCUGAAAAAUCACUUUAAGAAGAAGAUUCCAGCAGGGGCCGAAGUGGCCAACAUUCUUGUGGGAGAAGCCAACUUUCUGGAAAAACCUUUCAUUGCUUUUGUGCGUCUGCAAGACUCAGUGCUUCUUGGGAGCUUGACAGAAGUUGCUUUCCCUAGCAGAUUCCUCUUUAUCCUGUUGGGUCCCAGAGCCAAAGUGAAGGCCUACCAUGAAAUUGGCAGAGCUGUAGCCACUCUCCUGACAGAUGAGCUUUUCCAGAGAGUUGCCCGGAAAGCGAAAGGCACAGAAGAUCUCAUUGCAGGAAUUGAUGAGUUCCUGGAUGAGCUGACCGUCCUGCCCCCAGGCAAAUGGGACCCAACCACCCGAAUUGCUCCCCCCAAGUUCUUGCCCUCGCCACAGAAGAGGAUCUCCAUGCACUUUCGUGAAUGGAGUCCUCACUCUAACGGGAACAUACCUGCCAUGGAUGACCGGCACACCCAUGCCCACGGACACCAGCACGUCAGUGAGGAACUGAAGAGGACAGGAAGACUGUUUGGGGGGCUAUUGAAGGAUAUCCAAAGGAAAGCCCCUUGGUACGGCAGUGAUUUCUAUGAUGCCCUCAACAUCCAGUGCUUUUCAACAAUCCUCUACAUCUACUUGGCCACGGUUACCAACGCAAUCACCUUUGGAGGGAUGCUGGGAGAUGCUACAGAGAACAUGCAGGGUGUCUUGGAGAGUUUCCUGGGGACUGCUUUUGCUGGAGCAUUUUUCUGCCUGUUUGCUGGCCAGCCUCUCACCAUCCUGAGCAGCACUGGGCCUGUCCUUGUCUUUGAGCGACUUCUUUUCUCCUUCAGCAAAGACUACAGUUUGGAUUAUUUAGAAUUCCGCCUCUGGAUCGGCCUCUGGGUGGCCUUCUUUGGCCUUAUACUGGUGGCUACCGAAGCCAGUUACUUAGUGCAAUAUUUCACACGCUUCACCGAGGAAGGCUUCUGUGCCCUCAUCAGCUUCAUUUUCAUCUAUGAUGCGGUUAAGAAGAUGCUGUCCCUGGUGGAUCACUACCCGGUCAAUUGGGACUACAAGAUCAGUGACAUCACCUUGUACAGCUGCACCUGCGGUAUGCCAGAGAGAGGCAAUUCCUCUCUUCUGAACCAGACACUGUUUCCUAACUUAAGCAGUUUUGGAGAGCCCUUGGAUCUGGAGCCUGGGAACUGGUCCCUGCUGACCAAGAAGCAAUGUGUGCAACUCGGAGGCCGCCUGGUGGGCAACAGCUGCAGUUACGUGCCUGACAUCACUUUCAUGUCUUCCAUUCUGUUUCUGGGGACGUUUCUCUGCUCUAUGGCCCUGAAGAACUUUAAAUCAAGCCGCUAUUUCCCCACAGUUCUGAGGAGGCUAGUGGGCGAUUUCUCCAUUAUCCUGACUAUUCUCAUCUUCUGUGGAAUUGAUGCUACCCUUGGAUUAGAGACCCCCAAGCUCAUCGUGCCCAGAGAGUUCAAGCCUACAAAUCCUACACGAGGCUGGCUUGUGGUUCCGUUUGGAGCAAAUCCCUGGUGGGUGUGCUUGGCAUCAGCCGUGCCCGCCGUUCUGGUCAUCAUCCUCAUCUUCAUGGACCAGCAAAUAACAGCUGUCAUUCUCAACCGCAAGGAAUAUAAGCUGCGGAAAGGAGCAGGAUUUCACCUGGACUUCUUCUGCGUUUCCCUUCUGAUGAUUCUUACUUCUAUCAUGGGCUUGCCCUGGUAUGUGUCAGCCACAGUCAUCUCUCUGGCUCAUUUGGACAGCCUUAAGAAGGAGAGCACCACUUGUGCUCCGGGGGAGCAGCCAGAGUUCCUUGGAAUCAGGGAGCAGAGGGUCACAGGACUGAUGGUCUUCAUCCUCACAGGGCUGUCCGUGUUCUUGGCACCAGUGCUCAAGUUCAUCCCGAUGCCUGUGCUGUAUGGCAUUUUCCUCUACAUGGGUGUGGCUGCACUUAGCAGUAUUCAGUUGACAGACAGACUCCAGCUCCUGCUGAUGCCUGCCAAACACCAGCCUGACUUCAUUUACCUCCGUCAUGUUCCACUACGCAAAGUACAUCUCUUCACCUUCAUUCAAAUACUCUGCCUAGCUGUUUUGUGGAUUAUUAAGUCAACUGCAGCUGCCAUUAUCUUCCCAUUAAUGCUGCUGGCUUUAGUGGGUAUAAGGAAGGCAAUGGAAUACAUCUUCCACCUAUAUCACCUGGGCUGGUUGGAUGACAUUAUGCCAGAAAAGGACAGAAAAGAGGAGGAAGAAAAGCUGAAGAGGACGCACAAUCAGGAUGAGAGUGAUGAUGAAGAUUCUGAACUUAUGUACCAAGAAAAAGGACCAGAAAUUAACAUCUCUGUAAAUUAGAAGGACUGACACUCUUCAGAGGCCAAGGCAAAAGAAGACAUACAAAAUCCCAAGCUGUUUCCUGUGAGUUGUCUCACAGGAAGGAGACAGCCUGCAUUUAGAAGAAGGCCCUCUCGUCCACUACAGAAUAUGGCUGACACAUGAUGGGUCUCACAUGAAAAUGAAAAGUAGAGUAAAAUGUUCCAGGGAAUUUAAGCAUCAGGGGAAAUUGCACGGACAGGCUCCCUCCCUCUCUCUUUCUCUCUCAUAUGUGUAUUUUGCUCUGCUGCAGAAGCCCAUGUUGGCCAUGCUCUCUUAAUUCCAGUAUGCCGCAGUGCAUUCUGGAUAGUCACAAUUACUGGUGUAUUUAUUUAUGAAAUGACUGACAUUCCUCUGUCACCUUGUUUGCUUUAAAAGACUCUCCAGAGUGAUGCUAAAUAAAAUAUACCAUAAAUGUU
This is a messenger RNA of Elgaria multicarinata webbii, 3543 nucleotides long. RefSeq names its product solute carrier family 4 member 9 (gene SLC4A9). Gene Ontology annotation, cellular component: basolateral plasma membrane; plasma membrane. Lineage: Eukaryota; Metazoa; Chordata; Lepidosauria; Squamata; Anguidae. The transcript has 22 exons. Gene Ontology annotation, biological process: transmembrane transport; bicarbonate transport; monoatomic anion transport. Gene Ontology annotation, molecular function: monoatomic anion transmembrane transporter activity; sodium:bicarbonate symporter activity; solute:inorganic anion antiporter activity. The coding region runs from base 83 to 3106 and encodes 1007 amino acids. The record is from RefSeq and is a predicted model, not a curated record.